This is a messenger RNA of Brassica rapa (field mustard), 2112 nucleotides long. RefSeq lists its product as uncharacterized. Gene Ontology annotation, molecular function: zinc ion binding. NCBI's taxonomy places the organism in Eukaryota, Viridiplantae, Streptophyta, Magnoliopsida, Brassicales, Brassicaceae. The record is from RefSeq and is a predicted model, not a curated record.
AUGGCUAAGAUUAGGCAAUUUGGUAGUGUUCGUCACACUGGCGAAUCGGGUGAUGGCGAGGAGAGAGUUGUCGAAAGUGUAAGACAACAUGUCAGAGAUGAUGAUCGAGCUGUGGAACAGAAUGAUGAUUGUGAGGUUGUUGAAGACGAGGCUGAAGCUGGUUUUGAGGAUGAGGCUGAUGAGAAUGGAAUAGGUGUCCAAGAAGAAAUUGUCGGAGACUUACGAGACCAGUUCGGAGAUGUUGUCCAAGAUGAGAUGGAUGAUUAUGAUGGGGACAGUGGAGAUGACAUUUGGAAUGAUGAUACUAUUCCUGAUCCAUUGUCGUCUGAUGAUGAUGAAGAAGAGUUGGAGCGUAGGGAAGAGGUUGCAAAUACACAAGGCUGUGAAGAGCUUUUGUAUUUGGGAAAGAUGUAUGGUUGUGCAUCUGACUUCAAAGUGGCUCUCCUAAGGUAUUCACUAAAAACAAGGUACGACAUCAAACUGUACAAAUCAUGUGCUAUGCAACUUGGUGCAAAGUGCUCUGAUGCAGAGUCUAAAUGUCCUUGGAGAAUAUAUUGCUCGUAUGAAAGGAGAAGACAUAAGAUGCAGAUUAAAGUUUAUGUGAAUGAGCAUACAUGCUUAAGAUCAGGAUACUCGAAGAUGUUGAAGACAUCUUCAAUUGCUAUGUUGUUUGAAGAAAGGCUAAGACUGAAUCCGAAGCUCACAAGGACUGAGAUGGCUGAUGAGAUAAAGAGAGAAUAUAAUCUAAUUGUCACAGAGGAACAAUGUGGUAAAGCUAAGUCUAAACUUUAUAGACAAAGAAAAGCAAGCCAUGAAGCUCAUUUUUCUCGUAUUUGGGACUACCAAGCAGAGAUUCUUCGCACAAAUCCUUACUCGACCAUGGAGAUUGAAACUGUCCCAGGAGCAGUUUUACAGAGCAAACAGAGGUUUGACCGUCUAUACAUGUGUUUCGCAGCUCAGAGAGAGACUUGGAUUGAAACAUGUAGGCCAAUCAUAGGUUUAGAUGGGGCUUUCCUGAAAUGGGAUAUCAAAGGACAGUUGUUGGCUGCGAUAGGACGAGAUGGUGACAAUAGGAUUGUUCCAAUAGCUUGGGCUGUGGUGGAAGUGGAGAACAACAUCAAUUGGGAGUGGUUUGUUAAACACUUGAAGGGAGACCUUGGACUACAAUAUGGGGCUAGAUUCACCAUCAUAUCAGACAAACAAAAGGGUUUGGUGAAUGCUGUUAAAAAUGAACUACCUGAAGCUGAACAUUCACACUGUUACACUAAAGGAGAGUAUGAAGAUGCUUUAGAAGCACUUAAGAAGUACAACAAAGGUGCGCAUGACACUCUUCUUCUCCAAAAUCCUCCAACAUGGUCUAGAGCAUUCUUUAGACAAGGAUCAUGCUGCAAUGACAACUUGAACAAUCUCUGUGAGUCAUUCAAUAAAACCAUAAGAGAAGCAAGGAAAAAAUCACUACUCGACAUGUUAGAGGAUAUUAGGAGGCAGUGUAUGGUUCGUAAUGCGAAGAGGGCUAUUAUUGCUAGUAGACUGAAGACUAAGUUUACUAAGAGGGCACAUACUGAGAUUGAACUGACAAAGGAGAAGGCAAAAGAUUGCAGAAGGUACUUAGCGUGUGGAAAUUUCCAUGAGAUUGAUCAUCAUAGUGUUACAUAUAGUGUGGACAUGAACUUGCGAACAUGCGGCUGUAUGAAAUGGCAGGUGACAGGAAUUCCUUGUAUACAUGCUGCAUGUGUCAUAAUUGCAAAGAAGAAUAGGUUUGAUGAUUAUGUGGUUGAUUACUACACAACAAUAAAGUGGCGGCAAACAUAUAGUCGAGGAAUCAAACCUGUCCAAGGCAUGAAGUUAUGGCCUAGAUUAGGUAGGAUAGGAGUUCUGCCACCACCAUUUAGGGUAGGAAAUCGUGGAAGACCAAGUAAUCAUAAUAGGAAGAAAGGUCUUAAUGAAUCUUCAUCUUUGUCCAACAAGAACAAGUUAAGCAGGGACAAACGUAUCAUGACUUGCUCUAACUGUCGAGAAGAAGGUCAUAACAUACAAACUUGUGCUAAUGAGAGGGUCGAGAAUGCGCCCAAAAGACCAAGAGGUCGACCAAGAAAAGAAAUUUCGGUAUGA